AACCAAAUUGUAAACAUAACCUUAUUUUAACAUUACAAAUUUACUGUCAAAGAAGUUAGAUUUUACAAGCUUUUAUAUAAUGCUUAAUUAUUUAAGUUUAUCUAUAAAAACUACUUGUUUCAAUGGGAAUGCAAGCAGAUUGAUUUGUCCGUUUGGAAUUCGUAACACGAAACGACAAAACCAUAAGUUGCUGUUUCAGCAAGUGUUAUCUACAAAUUUGUCCUGUACCAAACGAAAUCUUAAAAACGAAUCUCUUGUUGAAAACGAUGCUUUGUAUAAAGAGAUUUAUAGGUUCCCUGCCAUUAAAGUGGGAUACACUCUCCAUAAGUUGAAGUGGUACCAGACUCUGCUCACAGCAGCAGCUGUCCCUAUAUCUGGAAUGUUAUAUGUAGGUGGUUUUAUUGAGCCUGUCUGGAUUUUUAAUGUUAUAUUCUCUGGGGUAUUGGUGACCUUGAACUUGUAUGGAUAUGCAAUGUUGUUUAACCGAGCUAUUGGCUUCAUAUAUCUCAAUAAAGAUGAAACUACUGUAAAAAUAGCAUACCUGGACUAUUGGGGUAAACGAGUAGAUAUGGAAAUUCCUGUAGAGGAAGUUGUUCCCCUCUCAGAAAGCCCCCGUCCACUGAAUGGCAUGGUUUUCAAGCAAAUCGUCUUUUACUCAGACGAUCACUUAAAACUAAAAUUAUAUCUUCGGCAUGGGAAAGUAACGAAUGAAGAUGGAUUUGAUCAAGUUUUUGGCAGCAGAGAAAUUGGUUGAUAGCUAUUUUACUAUGUACUGUAUAUGAUAAGAAAGAAUGUAUGUAAAUAUAUUACAGCUUAUUAUGUAA
Homalodisca vitripennis (glassy-winged sharpshooter) is the source of this 824-nucleotide messenger RNA. RefSeq names its product transmembrane protein 186. NCBI's taxonomy places the organism in Eukaryota, Metazoa, Arthropoda, Insecta, Hemiptera, Cicadellidae. The transcript is spliced from 3 exons. The record is from RefSeq and is a predicted model, not a curated record. Gene Ontology annotation, cellular component: mitochondrion. Bases 80 to 754 code for a protein of 224 amino acids.